AUGGCGGUGUGUCAGGAUGACCUGACUGAAGAGGAGAGGAGGAUUAUCAGCAGAGUUCUACAGCGAGCCGAGCAGAUGGAGGCACAGGAGCAGGACCGCAUCGGACGUCUGGAGCAGCAGCUGGACAGCAUGAAGCUGACGGCUCGUGGUGAUGGGGUGACUUCCUGCCUGCUGUGUGCAGCAGCAUUCAGCCCCAGAGGACCAGCUGCUGUAGACUGUGAGCAGUGCAGAAAGUGUGUGUGUACCCACUGUAGUCUUCAAAGCCCUUGUGGCUCACGGCUGGUGCGGCUCUGCAGGAUCUGCAGUGAGGAAGAGGAGGUGUCGAGGAGAUCUGGAUCCUGGUUUUUCAGGGGGCAGCCUAAGCAGGUGUUCCCGCCCCCUCUGUCUGUCUCACCACCAACAGACUCCAGUGCCCCGCCCACACAAUCAACUGCCCCACCCAGAGACAAUAGAGCCCCACCCACAAAUGUGGUGGCUCCGCCUCCAGACUCCGGACUCCAGUGUCACCCUGCUGUCUCAGAGUCUCCUGCAUGCCCGGAGGCUGUGCAUGAGGAGUGUGCACAGCAGGGGCGGGCACGUGAGGAGCGCACACACAUGACGAAUGCCAACAGGCAGAGAGAGGGUGAACCGGAAAUGAGACCUCAGGAAGAGGCAAUUGCCACAGAUGUUCAACAGCAUUUCCAAGCUGCAUCGGAGAUCAAUCACCAUAGCAACAGCCAAUCAGAAAGGGGGAAAGUCGGAGGCUCCACCCCCAUCACAGUUCAGAUCUGUGAUGCCCCUCCACCUACAGGACAUGGACCCCCCCCCCUGGCAGAGGCGUCCCCCCCUGUGUUACUGGAGAGACAGGGCGCAGCACCAGUUGCAGGCUCACAGGCCUCCUCUAGCCCCACACCCCCAAUCAAUGAGGUGGAGGCAGACAGCUAUGACUCGGACGAUGCCUGUAAGAUCAAUGAUUAUGGUUAUUUGCAGUGA
Messenger RNA from Clupea harengus (Atlantic herring), 972 nucleotides. RefSeq names its product rabphilin-3A-like. Gene Ontology annotation, biological process: spontaneous neurotransmitter secretion; intracellular protein transport; regulation of calcium ion-dependent exocytosis. The record is from RefSeq and is a predicted model, not a curated record. Bases 1 to 972 code for a protein of 323 amino acids. Gene Ontology annotation, molecular function: small GTPase binding. The transcript is spliced from 6 exons. NCBI's taxonomy places the organism in Eukaryota, Metazoa, Chordata, Actinopteri, Clupeiformes, Clupeidae. Gene Ontology annotation, cellular component: synapse; neuron projection; extrinsic component of synaptic vesicle membrane.